This is a messenger RNA of Capronia coronata CBS 617.96, 1569 nucleotides long. RefSeq lists its product as uncharacterized. NCBI's taxonomy places the organism in Eukaryota, Fungi, Ascomycota, Eurotiomycetes, Chaetothyriales, Herpotrichiellaceae. The record is from RefSeq and is a predicted model, not a curated record. Gene Ontology annotation, molecular function: amino acid transmembrane transporter activity. Gene Ontology annotation, cellular component: vacuolar membrane. The transcript has 6 exons. Bases 1 to 1569 code for a protein of 522 amino acids. Gene Ontology annotation, biological process: amino acid transmembrane transport.
AUGGCUGGUCUCCACGAGAAACAGGAGCCUACAUUUGGCGACGCGAACACCUUCAAGCCCGAGGCGGAACCCGACCUGGAGCAAAGGCGCACUUCUGUGACCAGCGUCAACGGCCGCAGAAUGAGCAGGAUUGGACCCCCUCCGCCAAGAGCGGCUUCCCUCACCAAUGACUCGGAUUCCGCAGAUGACUACAGUAAGCUGGUGCAGAUGGAGGCUCAUGAUGUUAUCAAGUACCGGACUUGUUCCUGGCAAAAGACCGCUGCAUUGCUCUUCUCGGAGUACAUUUGUUUGGCCAUCAUGUCGUUCCCUUAUUCGUAUUCCGUACUAGGUCUCGUACCGGGCCUCAUCUUGACCGUGGUCCAAGCGGCAUUCGUUCUCUACACGUCUCUGAUCGUCUGGGAGUUCUGUCUGCGUCAUCCCGAGACGAGAGAUGUCUGCGAUAUUGGUCAGAUGUUGUUCUGGAACUCGAAGUGGGCGUGGUGGUUCACCGCCAUCAUGUUCCUCCUGAACAAUACUUUCAUCCAGGGUCUCCAUGUCCUGACAAUUUCCCGCUAUUUGAACACCAUGAGUGGCCACAGCGUCUGCACCGUGGGCUUCGCCGCCAUUGGCGCCGUCGUGUCUUGGGUCUGCUCUAUGCCGCGUACUUUCAAUGCUCUGUCGAAAUUAGCCGCCCUGUCGGCUUUGUUCACUUUCGUCAGUGUUAUCCUUGCCGCUGCUUUUGCUGGCGCGGAGGGCAAACACGGCACUGCCGGGUACAAUCCCGAUCCCAACCACAUCAAUGCCGCAGGUCAGAAGGUUGGAGGUGAACCUUUGGUGCUGGCUAUUCCCCUAGCAGGCACCACAUUCGUCUCCGGCAUGAACGCCUUCCUAAAUAUCAGUUAUACCUUCAUCGGCCAGAUCACCCUGCCAAGUUUCAUCGCCGAAAUGAAGAAUCCGUACGAUUUCCGCAAGGCAAUUUGGAUAGUCACCAUUUGUGAGGUUAUUGUGUUCAGCUUGGUCGGUGGUAUUGUGUACGGCUACACCGGAACACAAUACAAUACCGCCCCGGCUUUUGGCUCUCUGGGCAACGACGUUUACAAGAAGGUGUCCUUUUCCUUCAUGAUCCCGACGUUGAUCUUCCUUGGGGUUUUGUACGCCUCGGUCUCCGCUCGCUUCGUCUUCUUCCGCCUGUUUGAUGGCACCGUCCACAAGACUUCGCACACCGUGGUCGGCUGGGCCUCUUGGGCUGCGAUCCUCGCCGUGACCUGGGUUGUUGCCUUCAUCAUCGCCGAAGUCAUCCCUUUCUUCUCGGAUCUGCUGUCUCUCAUGAGUUCCCUAUUCGAUAGCUUCUUCGGCUGGAUCUUCUGGGGCGUGGCAUACCUGCGCAUGCGACAGGCCGACCUGGGACCCGGAUUCUAUCGCAAACGCGGCAUUCGAGGAUGGAUCGGGUUCUUGAUCAACAUUUUCAUCAUCGUUGUGGGCGUCUACUUUUUGGGCGUGGGCACCUAUGCAUCUGUUGACAGUAUCAUACUUGACUACAAAAACGGAAAUGUCAAGGGUGUCUUUACGUGCGCGGAUAACUCGGUGUAA